UGUAUAAACGAUUUUAUAAUGUUAAAAAUGUUUUUAACAGAGCGUAGAAAAAGAAGCAGGUAUUCGGAUACUCGUAAUAGAAGAGAAGUUGUUGAAAAAAGAGAUCCAAAGAUGAAUGUGAUAAAAGAUUUAUGCGAAGCUGGAAAUAUUUCACAAGCUGCAGAAUGGGCAACAUGGAGUUUUAAUUAUGGAUCAGUGGAACCAGAAAAUGAUCAACCUAACAAUGAAACAGCUGAACUAGAACCAGAACCUGAGCCAGAAUCUGAACCUGAACCUGAACCUACACCGGAGGAAUCAGAAGAUAAUGACGUUGAACCUGAACCUGAACCACACGAUGAUGUUUCUCUGCAUCCUAUGGAUUGCACGGAUGUCAUAUUUGCCACAGCCAUUGGCAACAAGCACAAAGUAGUGGACUCGUACACAAGAGACAGGUCCACCCCGCAAUGUGAUUCUUGGUAUGGUGGAGGUCAUGACCUUACGGGGGCUUCAGCUAAGCGUGAAGAUGGGAUUCUUCAUGUCCGGUUUACAAGGAAACUUUCUAUAAAUGACCAAGCUGACCAUGAUCUUACAAACAACGACAUGCACCUUAUAUGGGCGCGGGGUCAAACACCUUACAUGUUCUUCCAUAAACCAUACAGUGGAUUAGAGAGUUGUAAAGCACAGGAUUAUGACUUUUACAAAUUAAAUGAAUUGAAAUAUCACGGAACAAAACCUUCACAGAGAGGAAAACAAAUCUUCAAUGUUUUUGAUGAUACAAAGUCUGCUGGUUCUGCACAAUUUCCCCCAGACUGCACGGAUGAGUGUGAUUAUAAGUUGGAUUGGAAAUAUAUUAAAAAAGACGAUUCCGUAAAAUUUACGAUUGAGGCAAAAGUGGAGGAAGGGGGGUGGGCGGCUGUGGGGUUUUCGGAAGAUACGAACAUGGCAAAUUCCGACGCCAUUGUUGGUUGGGUGGAGCCCUCUAGUGGAGAGUUAACGCUCACUGAUCGUUGGUUGAAUGAGGAAUCCGUGGAUGGGGUUGCUCUCGACAACGGACCAAGUAAUCUGGAAAAGAUCGAGGGUUCUUUUGUGGACGGAAGGAUUAAGUUCUCGUUUGUGAGAGCCAGGAACACAGAGGACAAAAAUGACCUACCACUGACUGAGUGUGUGUACUUGCUUUAUGCGUGGGGCGGGCGUAUAGAAGAUGGAGAUAUCACUAAACACAAACAUACACGAGUCAGUGAUGAGAAAAUAUGUAUAGGUUCAGGAUCUGAAAGACUUGAAGUUCCAAUUCCUCUGUUCAUUGUCUGUGUCUUCUUCCUUAUCACCGGAACUACGAUAUUUCAAUGAGAAA
Molecule: messenger RNA, 1330 nt
Organism: Ciona intestinalis (vase tunicate)
Lineage: Eukaryota; Metazoa; Chordata; Ascidiacea; Phlebobranchia; Cionidae
Source: RefSeq, a predicted model, not a curated record